Molecule: messenger RNA, 591 nt
Organism: Anneissia japonica
Lineage: Eukaryota; Metazoa; Echinodermata; Crinoidea; Comatulida; Comatulidae
Exons: 1
Coding region: 1-591 (196 amino acids)
Source: RefSeq, a predicted model, not a curated record
AUGAUAAUUGAUGUGCCUGGAGUCGACACUGGCAAUCACUUGGCUGUUGCAAAUUGCAUAAAUAAAUUUCUCGCUAAAAAUUCUCAAAAACAUCAAGCAAAUAAUACUAACUUUCUUCCUGCUUACUUGCCAAGCCAUGUGCCUCCUCCCCAAUCUCACCCCUGGGAGAUCUAUGACGAUUUGAAGAGGGUGUCUGUUUCAAAGGCAGGGUGUCCGGACAAUAUUCCACAGAAGAUCAUCAAUGAAUGUGCAUUUGAACUUAGCCUUCCUGUGUCCCAUAUCAUCAAUGCAUCCCUUGAACAUGGAGUUGUUCCAACUCAGUGGAAGGAGGCCAACGUCAUCCCCCUCCCGAAACAGACACCCCCCUCAAUUGAAAAAGUGAGGCCAAUCUCUCUCACCCCAACACUUGCAAAAUUUGUGGAAAAAAGAGUUUCCAAAUCAAUAAUUAAGGCAAUUGAACCAUUUAUUGAUUCACAGCAAUAUGGGAAUCAAAAAGGUGUGUCGACGACCCACUGCUUGAUAGAUGUGUACCAUAAACUAAUAUCGGAAGCAGAAAAACCUGGUACAGUAAUGUCAGUACACUUGCUUUGA